UUUUGAGAAGGGGCAGAGAGGCGGAGAUAGGACCUUUCUCCACUCCCGUGUUAACACUGAGCAUGUGAUGAACUAACGCGUACUUGACUGUGCAAUUUUGUCAUCAUAUCUCCCAAGGGAUUACAAUUUACAAGCAGCGAAGACACAACUCAGGUAAAGAGCAGUAGAGUCAGCAUGAUGCCGGGUACCACUGCGGGCAAGAAGCUGGACCUGUCCAGGCUUACGGACGAGGAGGCCAAGCACGUGUGGGAGGUCAUCCAGAGGGACUUCGACCUGAGGAAGAAAGAGGAGGACAGACUGGGGGAGCUGAAGACCAAGGUUGAGAAGGAGGACGCCAAGCGCGAGCUGCUAGGGACAGAGACCAACCUGGCCGACUCCCACUGCAUCCGCUGCCUGCACCCCUUCAAGUUCCUGGUCAACAGCAAGCGCCAGUGUUUGGACUGCCGUCUGUAUGCCUGCAAGGCCUGCUGCCGCUACAACAAGAAGGAGCGUGGCUGGGUUUGCGACUCCUGUCGCAUGGCCAGGAUGCUGAAAAUCGGAACCUUGGAAUGGUACCACGAAAAUGUGCGUGUCCGGUUCAAGCGCUUCGGAAGCGCCAAGGUGAUGCGGUCCCUGUACAAGAGGCUGAACGGGAUGCAUGGCUCCCAGCCAGAUCUGAGAGGUCCCCGUGAUGAAGACACGCACAGCAUGCCUGACGUGCUUGGUGCGUACGAUGGCCAUGACGAGGACCACAUUGACGCUUCAGACGGGCAGAGAUACAGGCUGAUACGAAAGACCAAGCGUCUGCUUUCCGUUCACCCCCUCGAUUUCGAUCUGGACAAUGAGUACGCCACUCACUCUCGCCGCCAGUCCCUUCAGUACCCGGGAAGCCUGGAGGGCAUGACCCGGCGCAGGUCGAUGAUGGCGGAGGCCGAUGUGGCGUCCGUGUUCCAGCAGAUCCUGGAAGAGCAGGCCGGUCACGACCGCCAGUUCAACACGGAGGUGCACCUGCACGUCCAUCGCCGCAAGAGUCUGGAAAAAGCCUCACGCUCUGAUGAUGGGCAGUUCAGUGAGCACAGGAUGAUGCGCUCACGCUCCCUGUCCAAGAUCAUCCCCCCCAACGGCCCACAGCGCCACUACUACCAUGACAUGGACUCCUCCGAAGAAGAGGAGGGCCAGCGGGCCCCCCUCUACCAGUUGCCCCCCCGCCGCCGAAGCCACGCCUCCUCCCAGGAGAACGUCCACCAGGCCCCGCCCCAGAUCAAUGAGUUGAACAAGCGCAUGUCUGCCAUUGAAAGCCUUCUUAAUCGCCUGGAGCAGAAAAUGACCAUACCACCAGAGCAGCCUGCCAGUCUGUCAGAGGCAGAGCUGGAGGAGAGGAAACUGAGGAGGAAGCUGGACGAGCUGACGGGCAACAUCAGCGACAAGGGUCUCUCGUCUGACGAUGAGGAAGCCAAGAAGGCCCCGGGGCCCAAGGAGACCCCAGCAAAGAGUGCUGCUCAGGGGAAUGCGCUCCCCACCGGGCCCCCUCUCCAGCCAGCCAUUCUGAGCUCGUCCAGCGAUGAGCUUCCAUCUGAAGCACAAAAGGUCUGUACAUCAGCGGGCAAGCCCUACACCCUGGAGAAGAAGCAGAGAGCACUGGGCGAGGCCACUAAGAGUGCCUACAGUGGUACCACUGACUCCGAGCUGUCCGAGCUGGAGGACAAGGUGGCUUGGGCAGCUGCGAAGGUCCACAACACAGAGAGUGAGGUGUCAGACAUAGAGAACCGGAUCGCUGCUCUGAGUGCUGCUGGGAUGUCUGUAGAGAAGUCCAAGAAGAGGCCAUCAGGACCACACCAGAGAAGAAAGGCACCACAUGACUUCCCUUUGAGACAAGCUGAUCUGUUCAUGCGAAAUUCCAUCUACCGAGGUUCUCUGACCCAAAGGAACCCGGUGGCCAAAGACAAGCCUAAAGCAACCAGCGCGAAACCGGUAUUGGCUCAGGCUCUGUGAGGAAACAGACAAUGAUGUGAGUGACCCUUGCUCUCCUGCAAGGACACAUAUCCCCAGUACCAACAGAAGAGCCAUGAAGCAACCUACAGCCUCUCUCUGACCAGCUGGCUGGACACAGGACCUCCUUUUCCCAACAAGGAGCCAUCCAAUUUAUUACAGUUAGGCAUAUUGCUGUGGAGUCUUUAAACAUGUAAACGAUUGAAUGUCUAGACCUGAAAUUCUAUAGCCAUUGUUUUAUGCGUCAUUGUACAGUCAGACAGGUAAGCCAGGUUGAGACUGUAUUCAAGGUAUUACAUACUCACUGAUGCUGCACAGUCAAAUGAUCUUUAAUUUCUGAAAUGCCAUCCCUUUUCCUCAGUCACCUAUGUCAGCCAAUCCUUAUACUAUAAAGAUAAGUGAAGAUGUGUAUGCAGCAUUAAUUCAGGAACAUUCUAAUUCUAAUUCUUAUUUUUAUUACAUACAUGUUAGAUCAUUACCUCCAUCUAGAUUUAUGGUAUAUACAUUUCUCCCAGAUUUAACUGGCGCAGUAGUGCAGUGGGUUGCAUUGUUGCCUCACAGUAAGAAGGUCUAUGGUUCCAAUCUCGGUUGAGCAUUUCUGUGUGGAUCUUUAAUUCCUUGUGUUUCCUCCGGGCAGGUUAGUGGUUAGGCUAAUUUGAGAGUCUAAAUUGUGACCUAAUAUGUGUGAGUGAGUGGUGUGCAUGCUCGGAGAUGGACUGGCAAACUGUCCAGGCUCUCACCCAAUGCAUGCUGGGAUAGGCUCCAGCACCUCCUGCAACCAAUAAACGGGGAUAGAUAAUGGUGAAUUAUGUAUAAAGCAGCUUACAAAGAAGACCCUUUGUAACUGAAUUAGCCCUGCCAUGCAUUACUCCUCUUCCAAAUACCUGGUGUGUUUCCAGCUGUGUUAAAGUUACGACAAUAAUAGUAAAUAUGUAGCUUGCUAGCAUUAUCUUUCCCUUUUUUGAUGUUUCAUAAAAAUGUUUGAUGGUGAUGUUAGGUUUUCACAUCCUAAGGGGGUUUUAUGUUAAUUGGAUCAUGAAGAUAUUUAAUUAUAUGUGCAGUAAAUCCUCAGGAUCAAAUCCUUCUUAAGUUAUUUGCUUGGUACCUGCUGCUGGCUUCCUGCGCAAGAACACUUGAAAGCAUUCACUCCCGUCAAACUGUUAUUCCGUACUGAAGGUCUGCGCGGUCUGCAGCCACCCUGCCUUUUGCUCAUCAACUCCCAAGCUCGCAUUUGUUUAUGACAGUGUUCAGGUUACUGACCCUUUUUCAUGUAAUAACUGCUGUUCAAACUGUGGUGAUAAGUAGAUUUGUGUUAUGUCUCAUUUGUCAGUUGAUCUUGUUUUUUUUUUGUUUGUUUUUU
Messenger RNA from Anguilla rostrata (American eel), 3328 nucleotides. It is a transcript of the gene mlphb, whose product is annotated as melanophilin b. Lineage: Eukaryota; Metazoa; Chordata; Actinopteri; Anguilliformes; Anguillidae. The record is from RefSeq and is a predicted model, not a curated record. Gene Ontology annotation, cellular component: cortical actin cytoskeleton. The coding region runs from base 175 to 1971 and encodes 598 amino acids. Gene Ontology annotation, biological process: intracellular protein transport. Gene Ontology annotation, molecular function: actin binding; small GTPase binding; myosin binding. The transcript has 16 exons.